AUGUUUGCCAUCAGUUCAAUCAAGCAAAUGGAGCUGACAUCACACAAUGUGCUGAGGAAGAAAAUGUUCAACCGAACUACUGUGACCGAGUUCCUUCUCCUGGCGUUUUCUGAUGUUAGGGAGCUGCAAAGUUUGCACUUUGUGGUGUUUCUAAUGAUUUACCUGGCAGGCCUGCUGGGGAAUCUUCUCAUCAUCAUAGCCAAAGCCUUUGACCACGACCUUCACACUCCCUUGUACUUCUUCCUGGUCAAUCAGGCCAUCCUAGACCUCGGCUCCAUCUCUGUCACCAUCCCCAAACCCAUGGUCAAUUCCCUCAUGAACACUAGGGUGAUUUCUUAUUCUGGAUGUGUCACCCAAGUCUUUCUCUUCAUGUUCCUUGGUUCAGCUGAUCUCGGCGUCCUGACUAUCAUGGCAUAUGAUCGAUAUGUCGCCAUCUGCCAACCACUACAAUACGAGAGAGUGAUGAACAGGAGAGUUUGUAUACAAAUGGCAGCCAGUGCCUGGAUCAGUGGUAUUCUUUACUCUGCUCUGCACACUGGGAACACAUUUGUAAUAUCCUUCUGUGGAGUUGUCUCUUUGUUUAUUUUUUCUGGCAUCUUUGCCUACCUGAAAUCCAACUCCAGUUCAACAUCACGUCUGGAUCUUGUGGUGGAUGUUUUCUAUUCUGUGGUGCCUCCAGUGAUGAAUCCGAUCAUCUACAGCAUGAGGAACAAGGAGAUCAAAGCUGCCCUGAGGAAAUUGAUUAGACAGAGGUUAUUCAUGAUCAAUAAAAUGUUCAUCUUUCUCCUUUGA
Messenger RNA from Mauremys reevesii (Reeves's turtle), 792 nucleotides. RefSeq names its product olfactory receptor 14A16-like. Bases 1 to 792 code for a protein of 263 amino acids. Gene Ontology annotation, cellular component: membrane. NCBI's taxonomy places the organism in Eukaryota, Metazoa, Chordata, Testudines, Geoemydidae. The transcript has 3 exons. Gene Ontology annotation, biological process: G protein-coupled receptor signaling pathway. The record is from RefSeq and is a predicted model, not a curated record. Gene Ontology annotation, molecular function: G protein-coupled receptor activity; olfactory receptor activity.